AUGUACUCGUUUCCGGCAGAGUCGUUCGCACCGAAGAUUCAAAUGCAGAAGUACGUUGCGCCGAAGCAGCUUCCCCGUAACGUUGCAAUGGAGCGACGCAGGCGGCAGUACCGAAAUCUGCGGAUGCCGAUGGCAUUGAGACAGGAAAAUAUUCGUCCCCGGGAGUUACUGCCCCCGGAAGUGGUCCGACCCUUUUCGUCAAAAAAUGACCAAUACGGGCUGUACCCCACGGGCCAAAUUUUGGCCACACACAUGGAAAACCUGGAAAUAUCAGGUCAUUUCAAAGGGAUCAUGGAAAACCGAGAAUUGUCGGGGAAUUUUUAUUUUGAUCGUGAAAAAAACCAAAUUUAUCAGUUUUGUAGUAUGGGAAUUGGAAGCGAUUUUUUUUGUGGUGACAUAUUUAUCGAUUACAGAGUUAACAUGCUGAACGAUUUAGGUUUUAGUAACUCACUAAAAGUGGGAGAAUCCUGUUUUUGCAAAUUUUGGGCAAAGUUGAACGGUUUAUUUCACAGAACAACGGACGACUGGGUAAACCUUAACGCGAUCGACGGAAUCCGGCAUCCUGUUCCUGCCGAGGUAUUCGUCGAGAGACCGGAAAAGCUCAGAAUUUCUUUCGACGCCAACGACGACGAUGCCUUGGACAAUUUGUACGACUGGUGUAACGCAGCAAUCACAGAUUACGACCCGCAGCGAAAACUGUGGUCGGUUUUCACUUUGGACGGCUACAAAAGAACCUUCGUCAUCCCUAGAAUUUACAUACGUUUUUAUGCUGAAGACUCGAGGACCUCAGCGAAAAGAAUCGGAAAUGCUUUAGCAGCUAGGCGAAAAGCGGAGGCUUGUAUCAGGUACAAUUUUUACGUCGACUGCAUGAACCUUGAGGGCAUUCCACCUUACCCGGAAAAAGAGUUCUACGAGGCCACAGCUAAGGCACUCGUACACGGCAAGCAGAAACACGCCAGCGAGAAUUUAAUGAACGUAAUGAGCGAAAUAACUCUCGACUACAAACGAACGAUGUGCGACUUAAAGUGGAGGCAAAUGAUCGAUUGUCAUCCGGAGCUGUUCAAAUUUAUCGCACAAAUGGCAGUGCAGGAAGAUGACGAACUCGCGGUUCCAGCAACCGGAAGGGUCUCAACGGGCAUGAAAAACUUUGAGAAGACUAAGGAGUUUUUCCACUGGGUCGUCCUCUACGUACGUCCAGAGGUAUACGAGGCCAUGUCUUGCAUCGUGUUCGAGUCAAUGAGAGCCGGGGCUGGAUCCCUCUUCAUAUCAAAUUACGGCAAGUCGAUGACGCUCGUGGAAUUUGAACAGCUACAAACACAGAAUAUGGUAACGGUAAUCAAAGACCUCAAAGAGCCAUGGUUGGAGAAAAUAACACAAUCGGUCAGAAUGUGUCUAAGAGACAUCGGCAAAGGUUGGUUCAACCUUGAGCAGAAGGACCAUGACGUUUACGAUGUUAUGAAGCUGAAGAGGUUCAUGACCCUGACAAUGCUUCACAUGCAGAAUGGUCUGCGAAACCUCGUAGAAAAUUCGAUGUCUCUUUACCUCUACAUGCUGGAAACUCCGGCACUUUGUACGCUCGAUGUAUGCGAUGAUUUUGUCUGGGGUGAUAACUUGGUGAUAACGCAGUUCAAGCCCAGCAAUUAUCCGGUGUUCAACAUUGAGCUUCGUAUGGAUGAGAGUGGUGCAGUCUAUUCUACUAAUUUGGACCAGUUCCGGACGACGAUCAUACAUCUAUUCGACAACGCGCUGACCAUGUGUCAUCAGAUUAGACAGGUCCAUCCGUUUCUAUUGCGACAUUUGAAGUUUCCUGCCGAUUUGCUUCUGUGUUCCGUUGGGUUGCUGGAAAAACCUGUCUGUGAUGUUCGCGAUCGUUUGAAUUUCAUUUAUUCGAAAGCAUUAAUACCGCUAAAAGCUUACGCCAAGGAAUUCCAGAAAUAUCUCGAGUUUUACAUGCUGCCGGUAACGCAAUACAUCAAGAACUUCAAAGAAGAGAACCGCCCCGUAAUCGAGUUCAAGGAUGAAAUAUCAUUCCAUUUCCGUAUGAAGCAUAGUCUCGAAAGAAGCCUGCCGUUCAACAUUUGGAUCGGUCCGUUCAACGUGAACGUGCGACCUCUGAAGUCGUUCUUGAUAGAGAAGCGGCUGGACCUAGCCACGAGGCUGCUCAACAUGUUCACAGCGCGACUUCAUUCCCAAAUCGAUGAAAUAUUAACAGAGUACAAAAACAUUCAGAAGAAAUUGAAAGACGAGCCGUUCAACAUAGAGCGGGUAUUCGAAAUGCGGGAAUGGAUGGAAACCAUACCGCUAACCGUCAAGGGCUUGGACGAUACUGUCCAGAAACUCAAACUUGAAUACGACGUGCUUGAUCAGUUUUGGUGGAAUUUGUCCGACGAGGAUUUCGCUUUGAAAUACGAGGCUAUUGGAUUCCCGCUUCAAAUCCAAAUACAGGUGGACGAAACCCUAGACUUUCUUGUCGAAGCUCAGGAUAAGUUCUACAAAGUUCAAUUGGUGGACGAGGCUAAUCUUUUGGAGAGAAUAGACGGGCUGAUGGGAAACGUGACGAAUAUAGCCUUGCAGCGCGACAUUAACAAGACACACGAGAUGGCGAUCGACGUCAAGAGGGUUUGGAAGAUCAUCAAAGAGUGCCAGGAGCAGGGUCUGCUACUCAAUGAGAGGCAAAAGCUUUUCGGGAUUCCAGUAACGCCCUAUGAACACCUCAGCAAACUGAUCACGGAGUUUGACCCCUACAAGACUCUAUGGAUAACCGCUUCCGGCGAGUGAUGAGCCACGUGGUACGAAAUAUGGAUGGAAAAUCCUUUGCUGACCAUCGAUGGAUCCCAGAUCGAGACGCUGGUCGCAGAUAUGUUCAAGAGCAUGACGCGCUGCAUGAAGAUAUUCAACGAGCAGCCCCAAAUUCAGUAUAUCGCGAGUGAAAUCAGGGAACAAAUCGACGUUUUUCGGCCGUUCAUUGGUCUGAUACAAGCUUUACGCAACCCCGGAAUGCAGCCGCGGCACUUUGUGGAGUUGAGCGACCAAACGGGGAUUCAAAUAUCUCUGACACCGACGUUGACUUUAAAGAAUUGCAUCGUGCUUGGCUUGAUGGAUUUCGAGGAGACGGUGAAGAAAGUCGCGGAGGGUGCGGCGAAGGAACACGCGAUCGAGGAAUCUCUCGACAAAAUGCUCGCCGAGUGGCAAAACGUUGCACUCGAGUUCAUCCCCCACAAGACUGCGGAUACCGAUGUGUUGAAAAUUGCCGAUGAGAUAAUCAUGAUGCUUGAUGACCAAGUUCAGACGACGCAGCAAAUCAGCUUCAGCCCAUUCAAGGCUGCCUUCGAAGAAAGGAUUGCCGACUGGGACAACAAGCUGAAGUUGAUCCAGGACGUUUCCGUCGUCUGGCUAGAGGUGCAAAGAGCAUGGCUGUAUCUUGAGCCGAUAUUCACGUCGGACGAUAUCAGCCGGCAGCUGCCUGUCGAGUCAAAAAAAUACAACGUCAUGGAGCGAAAUUGGAAACGAAUAAUGAAGGCGGCUCAGGCUUGUCCGACGAUCAUAGAUAUUUGUCCGGAUCCAAAUCUUCUGGAGAGUCUCAAGGAGUGUUUGAGUCUUUUGAACGUCGUGCAGAAGGGCCUGUCGGACUACCUCGAGACGAAGCGCAUGCUCUUCCCAAGGUUCUUCUUCCUCAGCGAUGACGAGCUCCUCGAGAUAAUCGCUCAGGCCAAAAACGUCCACGCCGUUCAACCCCACCUGAAAAAAUGCUUCGAGAAUAUUCACAAGCUAAAGUUCGAAAGCGAUUUAACUAUCACGAACAUGUACUCCGCCGAAAACGAGGAGGUCACAUUCCAACCGGCGAUUCUUCCCACCGGAAACGUCGAGGAUUGGCUCGGCCAAGUCGAGGAGGCCAUGAGGGACACCUUGAGGUGCAUAAUCGGCGACUCUCUCGAACAGGUCGAGGUCAAGCCGCGGAAGGAAUGGGUCUACAUGUGGCCAGGUCAAAUUGUCCUCUGCGGAGGACAGACGGCCUGGACAGCGCACGUCGAGGAGGGAAUAAGGACUCAAACUCUCAAGGAUUACUACCACCAAAUGCUAAAACAGCUCGAUGACCUCCGCGACUUGGUGCGAGGUAAUCAGACAGAGAUCCAGAGGAUGAUACUGGAGGCUGUUAUUGUGAUUGAAGUUCACGCCAGGGACGUCCUGGCGAAACUGGUGCGCGAAAAUAUCACCAACGCGAAUGACUUCGACUGGAUAUCGCAGCUUCGUUAUUACUGGGUCGACGACGAGGACCUCAAGGUCCGAGCGGUCAAUGCUGAAUUUCCUUACGGGUACGAGUACCUCGGUAACAACGGGCGAUUGGUCAUCACCCCAUUGACGGAUCGUUGCUAUCUCACCCUGACUGGUGCACUGCAUUUGAAAUUCGGUGGGGCACCAGCUGGACCGGCUGGAACCGGAAAAACUGAGACAACGAAAGACCUUGCGAAGGCUUUCGCGAUACAGUGCGUGGUCUUCAACUGCUCCGAUCAACUCGACUUCAUGUCCAUGGGGAAGUUCUUCAAAGGAUUGGCCAGUUCUGGUGCUUGGGCUUGCUUUGACGAGUUCAAUCGAAUCGAUAUCGAAGUACUUUCCGUUAUCGCACAGCAGAUAUUGACCAUACAAAAAGCUCAGCAGAUUUCAGCAAGCAGGUUCAUCUUCGAAGGAGUUGACCUUCCGCUGAGGCCGUCCUGCGCGGUUUUUAUCACUAUGAAUCCGGGAUACGCCGGUCGGACGGAACUUCCGGAUAAUUUGAAAGCGUUGUUUCGUCCGGUAGCCAUGAUGGUACCGAAUUACACGUUGAUUGCUGAGAUUUCGUUGUUCUCCUUCGGAUUUUCGAACGCCAAGCAGCUGGCUGGAAAAAUAACAUCAACGUUUAAACUGAGCUCGGAACAGCUUAGCGUUCAGGAUCAUUACGACUUCGGCAUGCGAGCGGUUAAGACGGUGAUAGCAGUCGCUGGUAACCUGAGACGCGAACAACGUGACAUGACCGAAGCACAAAUCUGUUUGCGCGCUCUGCGGGAUGUUAACGUGCCGAAGUUUCUCAAGGAUGACUUGAAGCUCUUCAACGGUAUCGUUUCGGACCUUUUCCCGAAGAUGACUGAGCAGGCCGUGGACUACGGGAUUCUGGAGGCAAGCAUUCGGAAGUCGAUCAACAGUAAAGGACUGCAGGACGUCGAUGAGUACGUGCAGAAGGUAAUUCAGCUGUACGAGACGACAGUUGUGAGGCACGGUCUGAUGCUGGUGGGACCAACAGGAUCCGGAAAGACGAAGUGUUACGAAAUCCUGAAAGACGCCUGUACAAAACUGAAGGGUAAACCACAGCCGAGUGGAAAGCCGUUUGCUCCCGUACACACGUUCGUUUUCAAUCCAAAGUCGAUCACCAUGGGUCAGCUCUACGGUGAAUACGACAUCAACACCCACGAAUGGACUGACGGUAUCCUGUCGAACAUGAUACGAGCCGGGACGACGGCUGCCGAUGAAGACAAACGAUGGUACGUGUUUGACGGGCCGGUGGAUGCUGUGUGGAUAGAAAACUUGAACACGGUACUUGACGACAACAAAAAGCUCUGCCUGACUUCCGGGGAGAUUAUGAAGCUCGUGCCAACCCAGACGAUGAUGUUCGAAGUCGCCGAUCUGCGCGUCGCCUCACCGGCUACUGUGUCCAGGUGCGGAAUGGUUUAUGUUGAGCCAGGGGUCGUCGGUCUUAAACCGUUCGUCGAUUGCUGGAUCAGAGCUCUGCCUGAGAACAUGCAGGGUUUUGCCGAGACACUGUCGACUCUUUCUUACUACUUUAUUUUCCCUGGACUGAAACUCCUGCGGCAACAGCUUCACGAAAUCAUCGGAACUGUGGACAGCGCGAUGGUUACAUCGUAUUUUAACCUCCUUCAAUUUCGCAUCGGACCCAUGGCUGGUCGGGAUGGAAAAGCGCCACCGUCCCUUGUCUUCCAAAGACUGAUACCAAAACUCAUCUCGCCCUGGGUCGCUUUUUCUGUGGUCUGGAGCCUCGGGGCGACAUGCGAUCAUAAAGGACGUCGCAUCUUUAAUGAUUGGAUGCGAAAAAUGCAAAAAGAUGGAAAGCACGACAUGCAGUUCCCCAACGAAGGGAUGGUUUACGACUACAGGCUACACGACGGUGGGUUCACGGAUCCCAUAACUGGGACCGAGCCCGUUGCGCCAACAUGGGUGAAAUGGCUCGAAGAUAUUCCCUCGAUAAAAAUCACAUCCGAUACAAAGUUCGAAGACAUGGAGGUGCCGACUAUCGACAACGUGCGAAACGCGGCUCUCAUCGGGUACCUUCUCGUCAACAACAAUCACAUACUCUGCGUCGGGCCCACUGGAAGUGGAAAGACCCUGACUGUGUCGAACAAGCUAUCUCGAAACAUGCCCAAGAAAUACAUUUGCGAUUUCAUUACCUUUUCCGCCCGCACUUCAGCCAAUCAGACUCAGGACCUGAUCGACUCGAAGCUGGAGAAACGACGAAAAGGUGUCUACGGGCCGCCCAUACUUAAGAAGCAAGUAUUUUUUAUAGACGACCUCAAUAUGCCCAGUCUGGAGAUAUACGGCGCCCAACCGCCCAUCGAACUGAUCCGUCAGUUCAUGGAUUUCAGCGGGUGGUAUGAUCGAACGGAAAUUGGCCAGUUCCACCUGAUUUACGACUGCAACUUCGUGGCGGCCAUGGGGCCUCCAGGUGGGGGACGUAACCCGGUGACGACGCGACUGACCCGCCACCUUCACCACCUCGCCUUUACAGAAAUGGAGGACGAUGUCAAGAAAAACAUAUUUGGCACAAUUUUAAAUUCUUGGAUCGAAAGGACGGAGGAUCUGCAGGAACUGUUGGAUGUUACGGUAACCGCGACUCUCCAUGUAUAUAAUAUUAUCAUAUCUGAGCUGCUACCCACGCCUGACAAGUCUCACUACACCUUCAACCUCAGGGAUUUGAGCAAAGUAUUUCAAGGGAUUUUGAUGGCCAACCCGGAUAAGAUUCUGAGAGUGGAGGAAUUUUUGAUGCUGUGGUAUCACGAGAAUAUUCGGGUCUUCAGCGAUCGAUUGGUGAACGACACGGAUCGAGCCUGGUUCGAUAACCUGCUCAGAGAGAUACUAGAGAAGCGGUUUAACUGCGAUACGGACAAAGUUAUCGGCCACGGAAUUUUACUGUACGGAGAUUUUCUAGAUUCCUUUGGUCAGUACGUGAAAGUAACCAGCAUGGCGAAGUUGGAACAAGUUCUUCUAAAUACUCUCGAGGAGUACAAUGUUUCAACGACAUCGCCAAUGAAGCUGGUCUUCUUCGAGGACGCGAUGGGGCACGUCUGUCGAAUAGCACGUAUUCUGCGCCAGCCAAGGGGAAACGCUCUUCUACUAGGAAUGGGUGGCUCAGGCCGUGCGAGCCUUACGAAACUGUCUGCGUUUACAAUGGAAUACGACUGUUUCCAAAUCGAACUCAGCAAAGCCUACGGCAACAACGAAUGGCGAGAGGACAUAAAGACGAUGAUGCUGAAGGCCGGGACGAAGCGACAUACGAUAGUUUUCCUGUUCUCGGAUAGUCAAAUAAAGAACGACUCCUUCCUCGAGGACUUGAAUAACAUACUGAACUCCGGCGAUAUUCCGAAUAUCUACGCGGCGGAGGAACUCGAUUUAAUAUACCAAGUUAUGCGCGUCCCGACUCAGGAGGCAGGCCUACCCUUGACCAAGAGUAACCUUUUCUCAGCAUAUCUCAAAACCGUCCGUAGUAACCUGCAUACCGUCGUCACUAUGAGUCCACUCGGUGAAAUAUUCCGGGCUCGAUUGAGGCAGUUCCCAGCCCUGGUCAACUGUUGCACCAUCGACUGGUUCAGCGCCUGGCCUGCGACAGCUCUUGAGAGCGUCGCCCUGCAGUACCUUAGCGAAAUCGAUGACACCAGCAUCUCGGGAAGUGCCCUUCCAUACAUUGUCAAGACCUGUCAGUUCAUGCAUUCCAGUGUCAUACAGGCCAGUGCUGACUUCUUGCAGGAAUUAUCUCGGCACAACUACGUGACGCCCACCUCGUACUUGGAGUUGCUAUCGAGCUACACGGUCCUGGUUAAGCAAAAGAAGGAAGACCUCUUCACGCGGGUGAAUCGUCUGUCAUUGGGACUUGACAAGUUGGCGUCGACCCAAGUCGAGGUUCAGGAAAUGCAAACGCUCCUCACUGGGAUGAAACCGGAACUCGAAAAAGCCAGCGCCGCGACUGCCGCAAUGAUAAAAAGGAUAACCGCAGAUACGAUUGAGGCGGAGAAAACGAAGCUCCUGGCCUUAGAGCAAGAAAAAGAAGCGUCCCGCGUCAAGGAGGAAUGCGAGGCGAUCAAGGAAGAGGCUGAGGCCGAUCUGAGCGAAGCUAGACCGAUGCUCGAGGAGGCCGAGGCGAGCUUGAAAGCCUUGAACAAGGGGGACAUAACGGAAGUGAAAGCAAUGAAGCGACCACCGGUGGGCGUGGUCCUGGUCAUCGAGGCUAUCUGCAUAAUAAAGGACGUCAAGCCGCUGAAAUUACCCGGAAAAAUGCCCGGCGAAAAGGUGCUGGACUACUGGACGCCGGGUAUUCAGAUGCUCGCCGACGCCGGGCACUUUUUAAACUCCCUCGCGAACUUCAACAAGGAGGACAUAACCGCGGACAUGAUAAAAAAGCUCCAGCCAUACGUCGAGAAUCCAGCUUUCCAACCGGUGCAGGUGAUCCAGGUCUCCCGAGCUUGUCACUCCCUCUGUCUAUGGGUCCAUGCCAUGUACAAUUACUACUUUGUCAACUUGAAAGUCGCCCCGAAAAUGGAGGCGCUUGCCCGGGCCGACGAGGCCCUUAGCGAGACGAAAAAGACGUUGGCAGCCGCCAUGGAGAAACUGAAGGAGGUCGAAGAGGGCAUCCAGAACCUACAGCAGUUGCUAAAGGUCGCCGAUGACAAGAAGGCCUUGCUCGAGAACGAGAAACAGAUAUGCGAGGACCGGAUGCUCCGAGCUGUUCGCCUUGUCGUCGGUCUCAGUGACGAACAAAAGCGCUGGAUCUCAACCGUUGCCAGCAUAAAGAUUGCCCUGCGGAACGUAAUCGGCGACAUACUUCUGUCCGCCGGUGCCGUGGCGUAUUUGACACCCUUUACCGACACUUACCGAGAGCGGCUUCUGGGCUCGUGGUAUUCGGUGCUAGGAGAGGGUGUCCCCCACACAGAUGGUUGCACGCCUGUAAUCACGCUCGGAAAUCCCGUCGAAAUUCGGAAGUGGCAGAUCGAUGGACUCCCCCGCGACGCUUUCUCGGUAGAGAACGCGGUGUUGGUUAUGAAUUCCAAACGAUGGCCGCUUUUCAUCGACCCCCAGGGUCAGGCAAACAAGUGGAUAAGGAAUAUGGGUAAAAUCGGAUUGUCUAUAGUGAAAAUGAGCGAUAUGGAUCUCAUACGGGUUUUGGAAGGGUGUGUUCGAUUCGGAAAAAGCUGCUUGAUAGAGAACGUCGGAACGUCAUUGGAGGCGGCGUUAGAUCCGAUCCUGAAGAAUGCAUUGUUCAAACAGGGAGGCCAAACGGUCGUCAAGUUGGGUGACAGCGUGAUUCCGUACAACAGUGAUUUCCGACUUUACAUGACGACGAAAUUAACGAAUCCCCAUUACACCCCCGAAGUUGCGAUCAAGGUGCUGCUCGUCAACUUUACUCUCACCUCCAGCGGCCUGUCGGAUCAGAUGCUUGCUCUUGUGGCGAUGCAGGAACGACCUGAUCUCGAGGAGGCUCGGAGCGCUCUUGUUAUCGCCAGUGCGGAGAUGAAACAGGAUUUGAAGGAAAUCGAAGACCGCAUACUCUAUCGACUCUCGAUUUCAGAAGGCUCUGCCGUUGAUGACAAUGACCUAAUCGUUACGCUUGAAGCGUCCAAGAUCAAAAGUGAGGAGAUAAAGGAGAAGGUCGAGAAAGCUGAGAUAACUCAGGCAGAAAUCGACACCACCAGGAGCAUGUAUAUUCCGGUCGCCAAUCGUGCUCGUAUUUUGUUUUUCUGUCUAUCCGACUUGCAGUACGUCGACAACAUGUAUCAGUACUCGCUCGAGUGGUUCGUCAACAUAUUCAUCGCGAGCAUGACAGCUACGGAUAUAAGCAGUGACAUCCAGGUGCGAAUUGCGACCAUCAAUAUACACUUCACUUUCAAUUUGUUCUCCAACGUUUGCCGAAGCCUCUUCGAGAAGCACAAACUGCACUUCGCAUUCCUAGUAUGCGUGCGGCUCAAAAUAGAUCAGAAUCUCAUUGACCCAAACGAGUGGAGAUUCUUGCUCUCUGGCGCUACGCCAUCGCAGUUGUUGCCAAAUCCAUCGCCAGACUGGAUAUCACCACGUUGUUGGAGGGAAAUUCAAUCGUUGCAAACACUGCCCAAGUUCAACAACUUCGUAGACUCGUUUGUGGGAUUGGUACCAACAUUCAAGACUGUAUUCGAUGCUCAGGAGCCGCAGACGAUUCCGUUUCCUCAGCCAUGGAGGGAUUCCCUUGACGACUUCCAAAAAAUGCUAGUUCUGAAAUGCCUGCGACCAGGAAAGCUCACCAACGCCAUGCAAAUGUACAUUGCGAAGUUCCUCGGCGCCCGCUUCGUCGAGCCCCAGACCACCGAGGUCUCCGCCAUGUACCAGGACUCUGAGCCGACGAUACCGCUGAUUUUCGUCCUUUCAACCGGCACCGACCCGGCUGCGGAUCUGUAUAAAUUCGCGGACAGAUUGAAAAUGGGUAAAAAGUUGUUCUCUAUAUCACUCGGUCAGGGCCAAGGGCCCAGGGCGGAGCUGAUGCUGAAGCAGUCAACCGAAGUCGGGAACUGGAUCUUCUUUCAAAAUUGCCACCUCGCGCCCAGCUGGAUGCCCAGACUCGAGACCCUCGUGGACGAGCUUUCUCCCGAAAGUACGCACCGCGACUUUCGAUUAUGGCUCACAUCCUUGCCCUGCGCUCAUUUUCCAGUGAGCAUUCUGCAGAACUGUAGCAAAAUCACCGUCGAACCACCCCGAGGUCUCAAGGCAAACAUGCAGCGCGCCUAUCUCACUCAAGUCAUGGAACUCGAAGAUCAUCUCAACCUCGAAGAAUCGAAGAUACCUGACUUCAAGUAUAUGCUGUUCGCGCUCUGCAUGUUUCACGGCACUCUCCUUGAGAGGCGGAAAUUCGGUCCCCUAGGCUUCAACAUCCCGUACGAAUUCACCAACGGAGAUCUUACCAUCUGCAUAUCGCAGCUCCGCAUGUUCCUCGCAGAGUAUUCUGACCUGCCAUUCAAGGUGCUUAUUUACACCGCCGGGCACAUCAACUACGGGGGUAGAAUAACGGACGACUGGGAUCGGCGAUGCGUGUUGACGAUUCUGGAGGAUUAUUACAGGAAAGAGGUUGUCUCGCCGACUUAUGAGUUCGACGCCAAGGGCGUUUAUCACCAGCUUCCUGGCGAUACCCCGUUCGCCGAUUACGUAACGUACAUAAAAACUUUCCCACUAAACGACGAUCCGUCCCUGUUUGGGCUCCACGAAAACGCGGACAUCAGUUACGCCCAGGCGGAGACUUUUGCGUGUCUUGAUACUCUCCUGGCUCUCCAGCCGAAAGAAGUGGGUGGCUCCGCAGCGAGCAGCAUGGAAGACGUUUCCUCCAAACGAGCUAGAGAUAUUUUGGAAGAGCUUCCCCCGCUCUUUAACCUCCACGAUUUUUAUGAAAAGUACCCGGUCCUCUACGAGGAAUCCCUUAACACCGUUCUCUACCAAGAAGCGAAACGGUACAACGGACUACUUCAGGAGUUGAUCGUGUCUUUGAACGACCUUCUCAAAGCGCUCAGAGGCCUCGUCGUGAUGUCGGAAAGGUUGGAGACCAUGGCGGGCAGUCUCUUCAACAAUAAAGUGCCAAAGAUCUGGGCGGACAAGGGUUACCCAUCCCUCAAGCCUCUAGGUGCCUGGGUCAUCGAUCUGAAAGAGAGGACGAAGUUCAUCAUGGAAUGGUACAACAUGGGAAUCCCCCCGGCCUUUUGGAUAUCUGGGUUUUACUUCCCUCAGGCAUUCCUCACUGGAACCUUGCAGAAUUUUGCUCGCAGAUACGCGAUCUCCAUCGACACGAUAGACUUCGGCUUUGUGGUCCUGCCCAGCAAACCGGAAAAAAAACCAAAAGAUGGAUGUGCUAUUUACGGACUAUUCCUCGAAGGAUGUCGAUGGGGUGGAACAGCCCUUGCAGAAUCAUUACCCAAGGAACUUUAUACCGAUAUGCCGACAAUAAUGCUGAUCCCCGAGGAAAAUCACCAACACCCUGACCGAGGAAUCUACGAUUGUCCAGUUUACAAAACUAUGACUCGAGCUGGGACCCUGAGUACCACAGGACAUUCGACUAACUUUGUACUUUCCAUAGAAGUGCCAAGCCUAAGGCCUCAGGCUCAUUGGAUAAAACGAGGAGUCGCCCUGCUCUGCGCACUCGACUAUUGAGGGUGGAAAUUCUCCGACACUCCUUUCGUUCAAGAGUCUGAGUUAAGAGUGAAAAAAACUUUUCACUUAGAUUCUUUGUCGGGUAUUACUUUUGUUCUUAAGUUUCUGUACACCCCGAAAA
This is a messenger RNA of Diprion similis, 12538 nucleotides long. Its product is annotated as dynein axonemal heavy chain 1-like. Gene Ontology annotation, molecular function: ATP hydrolysis activity; minus-end-directed microtubule motor activity; dynein light intermediate chain binding. The transcript is spliced from 59 exons. Gene Ontology annotation, biological process: microtubule-based movement. The record is from RefSeq and is a predicted model, not a curated record. Gene Ontology annotation, cellular component: dynein complex. NCBI's taxonomy places the organism in Eukaryota, Metazoa, Arthropoda, Insecta, Hymenoptera, Diprionidae.